UGUGUUAUUUCUUAUUAACUAAAAAAUACAGGGUAAAAAGAAUCGUUUAGUCGGCGUCGGACGCGAUAGAAGGGUAGUAAUAUUCUGUGUAUAUGAGGAAUCCUAUGAAUCCCUGACGAACAAUCAUUUCAUUGAUUGACUGUUGUAUUAUUAUUAUGGCUUCUUCUUCAUCUGACCCCCCCUUGAAUCAAAACCCUAAUCACAAUCUAUCGGCUUACUAUCAAACAAGAGCCGCUCAUCACGGGGUGGUAACAAGCGACUGGCUGGCCCAGGCUCAAGCGGCCGUUGGACCUCCUCAAACACCACCGUCAUCGUCAUCUUCGGAUAUGUUGGAAAAAAUAAGAAAACAAGGGAGUGUGAUAGAGGAAUUCAACAAUUGGAGAAAACAGGCGGAUCUUGCAGAAGCCGUUGCUGCAAUCAGGGCCUUGGCUUCCGUUAUACGCUCCAGUGAAGCUACUACUAUCAUGGAACUUCAGUCUGAACUCGAUUCUGCUUCCCUUUCCCUCAAGUCAUGGGACACAACUUCUAUCUCUUUGACGGCCGGGUGUGAUCUUUUUAUGCGUUACGUAACUAGAACUUCUGCUUUUGAAUACGAGGAUUUUGAUUCUGCCAAGGCUCGCUUUCUUGAACGUGCUGACAAGUUUGGUGACAUUUCUUACAAGGCUCGGAAAAUCAUUGCGAUGCUAGGUCAAGAUUUCAUUUUCAAUGGUUGUACCAUCCUUGUUCAUGGUUUUUCAAGAGUUGUUCUGGAAAUUUUGAAGACUGCAGCACAAAGCAAGAAAGUCUUUCGAGUUCUCUGCACAGAGGGGCGGCCAGACAGGACAGGGCUAAGAUUUUCCAAUGAGCUGGCAAAGCUUGAUGUUCCGGUGAAGCUGUUAAUUGAUUCAGCUGUAGCAUAUAGUAUGGAUGAAGUUGAUAUGGUAUUCGUCGGGGCAGAUGGAGUGGUUGAAAGUGGAGGUAUAAUUAACAUGAUGGGAACAUAUCAGAUUGCAUUGGUGGCCAAGACCAUGGACAAGCCUGUUUAUGUUGCUGCUGAGAGCUACAAGUUUGCUCGUCUGUAUCCGUUGGAUCAGAAGGAUAUGGUACCUGCAUUACGCCCUGUUGAUUUUGGAGUACCCAUCCCAGCAAAAGUUGAAGUUGAGAGAUCAGCUAGAGAUUACACCCCACCACAAUAUCUGACCCUACUUUUUACAGAUUUGGGUGUGUUGACACCGUCUGUUGUUAGUGAUGAGCUUAUCCAGCUUUACUUGUAACUUGGAGGAAUUCUUUUGGCAGUUUAUAGUACGCUAUAUAAAAAUUUUGUUAUGUGUUUUUUUGUUGACAAUGAAGUCGGUGGUUUUUUGAUUUUUUUUUAAAUAUAGCAUUGGUGCACCUGAAUUGCUUGCUUUUAUCUGCAUUAAUAAAAAGUGUUAACGAUUGUUGAUGGA
Erigeron canadensis is the source of this 1427-nucleotide messenger RNA. Its product is annotated as translation initiation factor eIF-2B subunit alpha-like. Gene Ontology annotation, cellular component: eukaryotic translation initiation factor 2B complex. The record is from RefSeq and is a predicted model, not a curated record. Gene Ontology annotation, biological process: translational initiation. NCBI's taxonomy places the organism in Eukaryota, Viridiplantae, Streptophyta, Magnoliopsida, Asterales, Asteraceae. The coding region runs from base 156 to 1253 and encodes 365 amino acids. The transcript is spliced from 5 exons. Gene Ontology annotation, molecular function: translation initiation factor activity; guanyl-nucleotide exchange factor activity.